GGUCAAACCACCAUGACGAUCGCGCUCUCUGCGUGUCGGAGCCUACGAUUCACUCACCAUGCUCUGGCACAAAGUACGCGACGAUGGAUGUCGACUUCUUUACCCCAGGCAUUUCUAGAGCCAAUACCUUCGCAUCCUGGCGUGACCUGUCUCUCCCUCAACAGACCACAAAGCAAGAAUGCAAUAUCUAUGCGAAUGUUACAGGAAAUGCGCGAAAGCUUGGAGACGGUACACUUUGACAAGAGUGUUCGCGUUCUUAUUGUUCGAUCUACAACUGUGGGAUCUUUCUGUGCUGGAGCGGACCUCGCAGAACGGCGAACUAUGUCACAAGACCAGGUUUCGAAAUUCCUAGUCGAUCUACGCGCUGCUCUGGGACAGCUGGAAUCGCUUCCAAUGCCUACCAUAGCGGCUAUUGAUGGCCCCGCGCUUGGGGGAGGUUUGGAGCUUGGCCUAGCUUGUGAUCUACGCGUCGCAGGUUCAAGCGUAACGAAGAUCGGGCUACCCGAAACUGCGCUUGGGAUAAUCCCUGGGGCCGGUGGAACGCAGCGCGCAACCAGAAUCUUGGGAGUAUCUAAAGCAAAGGAUCUCAUCUUCACUGCACGAUUGCUAUCUGCACCUGAAGCUCUUGAAUGGGGUCUGGUGGAUUAUGUCUCAUCACCAGAGUCCAACGCGUUCGAACGGGCUUUGACCUUGGCAGAGACCAUCUCACGUAAUGCUCCACUUGCUCUUCGCGCUGCCAAACAAGCAAUUUCGCGUUCUGAGGAUCUAUCUCUUGAAAUAGGCUUGGACUUCGAACGAGCGUCUUACGAUACCCUACUCUCAACUUCAGAUCGUCGUGAAGCUUUAGAGGCUUUCAAAGAAAAGAGACGACCUGUAUUCAGAGGGGAAUAGCAAAUGUAAUAAAUUAGUACAAACGAUUGGCGAAUGUGUGUAAAAGCAAAGACACU
Desarmillaria tabescens is the source of this 947-nucleotide messenger RNA. RefSeq names its product enoyl-CoA hydratase. Gene Ontology annotation, biological process: fatty acid beta-oxidation. The transcript has 8 exons. Gene Ontology annotation, cellular component: mitochondrion. Gene Ontology annotation, molecular function: catalytic activity. Bases 13 to 891 code for a protein of 292 amino acids. NCBI's taxonomy places the organism in Eukaryota, Fungi, Basidiomycota, Agaricomycetes, Agaricales, Physalacriaceae. The record is from RefSeq and is a predicted model, not a curated record.